AUGCAAUUCCCACCAGAGGUCGCCGACCAGAUCACCACCUACCUCUACAGCACUGUCCCCCUUUGCCAUGGGUUCGCGUUGGGUGAAUACAACGGCGAUCGCAGAGACCAGUGGACCGAUUUCAUUUCCUGCGACUACCAGCCGGUAGCCAAGGUGCCCAAGGGGCCUGAUGACAAGCGUCGCGGUCAGACCCGCCGCAGGCGCAGCCCAUCUAGCGCCUUCAUAGGCAACGAGAUCGACUUCCAAUCUCUGCUGAAUCUGCGCCUGGUGUCCCGCGCUUGGCAUGCCAGUGCCAGCAACACACUGGCAAAGCUGAUGGACUGGAGCCUGUGCUUCGAGUCCGAGGUGAGCUGGGUGAAAGCAGCUGCGUGCUUUCCGCCGCUGAAUGCCUCGUUCUCGCAUUAUGUUCGAAGCCUCAACAUCAAGGAGGUGGCACACGUUCGGAGCUUCCUUCGCGAGCACCACUAUGAUCCGUCAGCGUUCGAGGGCCAGGACGUCACGAGAGAGCACAUGCUUCUCAAUAACUACAGGGAGCUAGCCCAGAACAUCGAUACAGAUACGCACGGUAUUGUUGCAGACGACAAUUCGCCUCUUCGCUACGACAAGAGAGCGGAAAAUGUCAUGCUCCGUCGAAUAUUUGACAGCCUUGUCCGUCUUGAAAGGUUCAGCAUCUCCUUUCGCGGCGCUUUGUGCGAUGCCGACUAUGGUCAUAAUGCAGAAUGCUACGACCUAGAAGCCCUUGAUGACGUCAUGGCAAGCGUUGCACACGGCUUGAGAAGUCCCGCCUUCCAACACCUCGUCGACUUGCGGCUGCAAGUCCCGUGCACCCACGACGUGGCCGUCCUGGCUGAGGCAAUGUCGCAGGAAGCCAGAGACCGGCUGAAACACCUGCGACUCAAGAUCGUGGAUGCUACCGGCCCGAGCGGCGAUAGGUCCUACUUACACGAGUGGGAACAACAGUACAUCACUAAUAAUCACAGCUACCAGGACGGGGCUCUCACGAUGGCGGAUAACUGUGUAUAUACGCCGAGCAAUCUGCAGACCAAGUACCCGAACCGCGAGCACCAGGGUGGUCUCUGGGCCCUUGUGCGCUCGUGCCACAACCUGGAGUCGCUAGGCAUCGAGUCGACGCAUUACCUCAGCCUUGACCGCCUGGACUGGAAGAAAGGACCGGGAUCCAAGGGCCUGAAGGCUCUCGCGCUGAGGCGCGUGUGGACUGAUAUCGACUCUAUCAUGAAGCUGCUGUCCCUGGACACAGGUUCCGACUUUUCGCAAUCCUCGAUCAGACGUCUUGACUUCAGCGAUGUCAAGGUCUACAAGGAUGGGGGAACGUGGAGCACGCUAUUCGAAGCCCUGGUGGAGAAUGGUCCGGAUCUGGAGUGGUUCCCCAUGAGUAACCUUUCGUACUUCAGCACCCAUCAUGACGAUGACCGUGAAAAGAUGGGCGAUCUGGUUGGCGCGUUGAUCAGAAAAGCUGGUGGGCAGAGGGGUUACCCAUUCGAACACUGUAACUACGACGCGGACGAUUGA
Anthostomella pinea is the source of this 1530-nucleotide messenger RNA. Lineage: Eukaryota; Fungi; Ascomycota; Sordariomycetes; Xylariales; Xylariaceae. The record is from the annotation of a GenBank genome assembly.